GUCAUCAAAUUGCGACAUUAGCUACACCAUGCCAAAAAUUAGCAAACGUUUACCUAAAAAUAUGUAGCUGUAAGAGUGACAGAAUUAGCGAAUACAAAUAUUUUAUUUUACACAAAUCAAGGACUGUCUGUUCUCAGUCCAAAACAUAAGAAGCAACUCUUGAAAUAGCGUCAUUCGCGUCAGGAGGAAAAACGUGCUGUUUCAUCAGCUCGAGCAAGUUUAAUCUGUUCAAAGGUGUCAUCUGGCCUGCUUCCUGCUUUUGUUGAGGUGUCGACUUGUUUGACAGAAUGGACAAAGAUGAGCUGGUGGAGUACUUCAGGACACAAGUGAGACAGGACCCAGAGGUUCCCUCUGCUGUGGCAGCUAUCCGCACUCUCCUGGAGUUCCUCAAAAGAGACCAAAGUGAGACCAUCCUGGGCUUGAGAGAGAACCUGACCCAGACCAUCAGGCGUCUGGAGGAGGCUGACUCCUCUGUGGCUGUCUCGUCUGGUGGCGAACUGUUCCUCCGUUUCAUCAGCCUCACAUCACUGGAGCACCCUGAUCUCUCUCAAUGCAAGAAAGUGAUGGUAGAGAGAGGAGAGCUCUUUCUUAAGAAAAUCUCCCUUUCCAGGAGUAAAGUAGCAAAACUCUGCCAUACCUUUAUCAAGGAUGGUGCUAAAAUACUGACACACUCCUCCUCCCGGGUGGUUCUUAAGGUACUGGAGAGUGCAGCAGCUGACAAGAAACGCUUCACUGUCUAUGUCACUGAGUCACAACCAGACUCUGCAGGACGACAAAUGGCUGACAAAUUACAGAAUCUAAACAUUCCGGUCACAGUGGUUCUUGAUGCUGCAGUGGGGUAUAUCAUGGAAAAGGUGGACCUGGUGAUUGUGGGUGCAGAGGGAGUGGUGGAAAGUGGUGGUAUUAUCAACAAGAUUGGCACCUAUCAACUGGCUGUGUGCUCCAAGGCUCACAACAAGCCUUUCUACGUUGUGGCAGAAAGCUUCAAAUUCGUCCGACUCUACCCUCUAAAUCAGCAAGAUGUCCCAGAACGAUUUAAGUAUAAAGCAGACACACUAAAGGCAGUGGAAGACCUAGCAGAAGAACACCCCAUGAUUGACUACACACCACCAUCGCUGAUUACACUUAUUUUCACAGACCUGGGGGUCCUCACUCCUUCAGCAGUCAGUGAUGAACUUAUUAAGCUGUACUUGUAAACCACCACUAGAAUACUGACACAACCCCGUCAAGUGCAUCCAUUUCAACAAGUCACCAUUAAAUAUGUCAAUCCCCCAGGGAAUCUGCC
Messenger RNA from Oncorhynchus mykiss (rainbow trout), 1285 nucleotides. RefSeq names its product eukaryotic translation initiation factor 2B subunit alpha (gene eif2b1). Gene Ontology annotation, biological process: translational initiation. Gene Ontology annotation, molecular function: translation initiation factor activity; guanyl-nucleotide exchange factor activity. Gene Ontology annotation, cellular component: eukaryotic translation initiation factor 2B complex. The record is from RefSeq and is marked provisional. NCBI's taxonomy places the organism in Eukaryota, Metazoa, Chordata, Actinopteri, Salmoniformes, Salmonidae.